Molecule: messenger RNA, 2085 nt
Organism: Symbiodinium natans
Lineage: Eukaryota; Dinophyceae; Suessiales; Symbiodiniaceae
Source: the annotation of a GenBank genome assembly
AUGGCGUCCUCCACUGAAAGUGAAUCAGAGACAGAGGCCGUGGAUCUAUCUUUGCCAGACUCAGAUCUUUGGGCGCGUCUCCCACGAAGGUUUCGCACAGCUUAUGGUGCAGCUGGCGGGCAUUUGCCAGAUGAUGCUUUCCUGGCAUACAUGUUUGAAGACGCGAGCGAGUUAGCUGCAGAGAUGAGCUCACAUGUUCCUCAGCAUGACCGUCGCAAGGCAAUCCAAAUUUUCUCGACGUUACAGUCGAGAGCUUUGCCGCGCGCACAGCGACGAAACAAGUGUCGUGGCCUAGUGGACCCAGCUUGGCAGAAGGUCUCACUAGCCAAGAAGCUCGCGUCCUUGAAUUCCAGUGAGGCUGCCGGUCUUCAAGACACAUUAUCCUGGCUUAUCAAGCACUCAGGGGCUCGUAAGGAGCGCGUCGCGUGGCCGACGCGAGCAGCCCGCAAGCUUGCAGACUCGAAGCUGGAGUUGUCACGGGCAGCAAUCGAGAAGGCCGAACUGCAGCGGUGGCGAGCACAUCUUGUGGAGCUCUUUGUGGAAGCAAAUACUCCUCUGGUUCGGCAAGCCCAGCUGGCCUCAUGCCCAGAGUCGGCAAUAGCUGCGUCACUUGGAAGCAUGCGCGCGUCCACCAUACGCAAGAGAGUGCGUGAGUGGAGAAAGCUGCGGGUCUUUUCCUUGGGACUCAGCGCUUGCCCAUGGCCGAAACAUGUUGGCGUGGUAUUGGACUAUCUGCAAAAUCGUGUUGCCGAGCCAUGUGGCCGCAGUGUGCCCAACGCUGUCCUCGAAGCUUUGUCUUUCAUGGAGAGGAAGGGCGGCGUUGCAGCAGACCAGCGCUUGGCUGAUUUGCCAAUUCUCAAAAAUUUUGUGAACCAGGCGACGCAUGAUCUUGAAAUCGGGGCACCGCCGACAAAGAAGGCGCCGCUUCUCCCCUUGAUGUUAGUGGGGGCGCUCGAGCUGUGCGUGACUGAUUCAUCUGCGCCAUUUUUUGCCCGGGGGCUAGCAUUCUACAAACUCUUGAAGCUCUGGACAGCGUGCAGGACAAACGAUCUUAGCGGCCUGAAUCCAGCGUCGUUGAGGCUGACGAAAUUUGGUCUAGUAGGGGUGCUGGAACGCACCAAGACUACUGGCCCUGGAAAACGAGUUCGGCAUCUUCCGAUCUUCGUUGCUGCCUCCGUUGGGUUCAUGAGUUCGACCUGGCUUGAGCAAGGGCUGAAGCUAUGGUUAAGUGAGACCAUGUCAUUCGAGCGCGAUUUCUUUCUGCCCAUGCCCAAUUCUGACUGGUCUGGAGUGCGACAUAUCAUGGCCGAUUAUGCUGAUGUUGUCGGUUUGAGUCAGCACUUAUUGCGGAUGCUACGUCUUCCCGUGAAGAAGGGAUGUCAAUGGGUGCUGUCAGAUCAGCCUCUUCUUCCGGCGCAAGAGGCACGGACCUUCUGGAAGGAGCACUCAGAAAGAAACUGGUUAACAAGUUUGCUCGCAGCGUGUGGUGUGGGCGUCGAGCAGCGGAACUACAUUGGGCGCUGGCAUAUAGCGUCUUCUGCCGAUGAGUACCUACGUACAGCGCAGCAAGUCAUCAUAGGAUUACAGGAACAGCUCAUGGCGUCGAUCUGUGGCCGUGAUCAAUGGGACCUCCGCAACGCAGGCUUAGAAGAACUUCACAUGUACCUGUGUGACAAAGGUCUUCCGGACGAAGCGGCCGAGCGACUCUGCCAGUCGCUGCGCUUGGGCCCUCACUGGUUUACACGUGUUCCGGAACCUGUCGUAGCAGUGCAGCUCGAGCUUGAACCAGAGAUGAUAGAGUCGGAGACAGUAGCAGAGGAGUCCGGAGCUGAGACCGCGCCGUACUUUGUUACAGUUGUGGGAAAGAAGCGACUUCGGCGUUUACAUCGGCAAGGUGGAUGUGGAGUCAGUUUGAUGGAAGUGCAGGAAUCCGAGCCGGUUUGGCGCCUGAAGGGCACGAGCUAUGAUCUGGCCUGUAGGCAUUGCUGGCGUUCUGGCGAUUGUUCUGUGUCCGAGGGAGAAGACGCGGAUGAUUCGGGCAGCUCAGGCGAAUCGGACGGCUUGGCAGAGGCGGCAGGGUCUUGA